Messenger RNA from Salvelinus namaycush (lake trout), 5934 nucleotides. RefSeq names its product genetic suppressor element 1-like. Bases 1 to 3606 code for a protein of 1201 amino acids. The transcript is spliced from 15 exons. The record is from RefSeq and is a predicted model, not a curated record. Lineage: Eukaryota; Metazoa; Chordata; Actinopteri; Salmoniformes; Salmonidae.
AUGAGCGCCCUCCCAUACGUGGGGUCUCCCACCCCUCACCAGGGGGCUGCCAGGGCCCAGGCUUACACAGAGGGGGCAGCCUGGGUUUGGCUGCUCAUCGGGGAGGGAGAGCCCACCUCCCUGACGCUAACACAGCCAUUAGGGCAGGAGGGGGGACUGGGGAAACGGGGCUUGGCGUGGGGGUUUGGGGCGAGGGACAGGGGCCACUGUGCCUGGCUGAUCAACUGUGCUUCUCCCUCUCUCCCUCCCCUCUCGCUCUCUAUCUUUCUCUUUUUCUCUCAGGCUGACUCGGGCCCUCGUGGGGUCAGUAGAGAGCGUCUGGGGUCAGAGGCGCCCCACCGGCAGGAGAAAGGUGGCCCCUCAGUCCCUGCUCACCUCAUGGGAAACCCCUAUGCCUUUGGCCUGAGCCCCGGAGCUGUCAUGCAGGACGCACGCUUCCAGCCCCUCAAUCUGCCCAGGCAGCUGCCCCAUGGAGUGCCCCCUGGUGGUGUACCAGAGGAGUACCUGCGGGGGUUCCGCCCCUACGCCACGGCCGAGGACCUCCGCAUGCCUUCUGGACUGCCCCUGGGCCUGGACCCCGCCACCGCCGCCGCCGCCGCCGCCUACUACCAUCCCUCCUACCUGCCACAUUCCUCCUUCGCCCCCUACAGGAUGGAUGAUCCGUUCUGUCUAUCAGCUCUGAGGUCACCGUUCUACCAGCUCCAAGGAGGGGGAGGCCUGCCCCCCCUGCACCCCUCUGCUGUCCACAUGCACCUGCAGGGGGUCCGCUACCCUGGGGACCUCACACACGCAUCACUGUCCGCUCUGCAGUCUGAGAGACUGUCUGAAAGGCUCCAGAUGGAAGAUGAGCUCCGACAGCGAGAGAGGGAGCGCGAGCGUGAACGAGAGCGCGAGAAAGAGAGGGAGCGUGAGGCGGAGCGAGAGAAGGAGCGGGAGAGAGAAAGAGAGAGGGAGCGAGAAAGAGAGAAGGAGCUGGAGCGGGAGAGAGAGCGUGAGCGGGAGAGGGAGCGGGAGAGAGAGAAGGAGCGAGAGAGAGAGAGGGAGAUGGAGAGGCAGAAGGAGAGGCAGAAGGAGAGAGUGAUGAGAGAGAAGGAGCUACAGUCCAAGGCAAUGGAGAGUCACUACCUGGCUGAGCUCCAUGCCAUGAGAGGACAGGAGGACAGAACCAAGCCUGAGAGACUCACCCUCAACCGGCCAGACAAAACCAAAGAGCCCGCCCUCCAAGCUCCUAAGCCAAUGCCACCAGGCCUCCACUCCUCCCUGAGCCAAUCACAUCACGGUGUUCCCGGCCUGGUCUCCGCCCAUGGCCUCUACCUGGGGCCCGGCGGCGUGGGGGUGGGGCUCACCGCCGCCAUGAUGCUCCAGCGGACCAAUGAGGAAGAGCGCUGGUUGGCGCGGCAACGGAUGCUUCGCCAGGAGAAGGAGGAUCGUCAGUACCAGGUGUCAGAGUUCAGACAGCAGGUCUUAGAGCAACACCUGGACUUGGGACGACCUGGGGAGGGAGGAGAGCUACGCUCAGACACACACAGAUCCAUACCAAAUCACCACGAACCGGGUGGCCGUGACCUCCACCCCCACCUGGGUGCCCCUCCCCCCCUCAUAUCCCCCAAACCCCUCCAGUCGCGCGACCACCCCCACCCCCCUCUCCCCACCACCCUGUGGAACCCCGCCGCCCUCAUCGAUACCGCUUCAGACUCACGACGCACCACCCACCAUGACCCACCGGGCUUGGGCCACUACGACCUCAGCCGCUUGCCUCCCAAACUGGAGGAUGGGCUCCGGAGGGGAAGGGACCGGGACGGGGGCCUGGAGAAGUACCAUCCCCCUCUCCGAGGCCCCCCGGGGCUGCCUGAGCCCAGCACCUUUCUGGCAGAGCUGGAGAAAUCCACCCAGACCUUCUUCAGCCAGCAGAGGGCCUCGCUGUCCCUGCCCAGCCAGUACGGAGAGCUGGGGGGAGGGAUGAAGAGCAGCGGGGCCCUGAAGAGCCUUCAGGGGCCCUCAGGGAUGGGGAGACAAAGCCAGGCCCAGGGACACAGUCUGGGCCAGGGAAUGGGGCCUGAGUCUGGCCUAAUGUACGAUGAGUUUCUCCAGCAGCACCGUAGGCCUGUCAGUAAACUGGACCUGGAGGAGAGGAGGAGGAGAGAGGCCAGGGAAAAAGGUUACUACUACGAGCUUGAUGACUCGUAUGAUGAGAGUGAUGAGGAGGAGGUCAGAGCCCACCUCAGGAGGGUAGCAGGGCAGCCCCCUCUCAAACUGGACGACUCCACGGAGAAAGUGGACUUCCUGUGUGUGUUUGGUCUGACCACGGUGUCACGACGCGACCACCUGGUGCAGCAGAAGAGGAGGAAGAGGAGGAGGAUGCUGAGGGAGCGCAGCCCCUCGCCCCCGGCUGUGCUGUCCAAACGCACCCCUCCUCCCCCGGCCCCCCUCAGCACCCACUUCACCCCAGAGGAGAUGGACAGAGCCCCCGAACUGGAAGACAAGAAACGCUUCCUCACCAUGUUCAGCCUGUCCCACGUCUCUGUACAGCAGAGGAGAGAUAAUGAGACAGUGGUAGAAUUGCUUCAGGCCAUUAAACAAAAGAGCGUAACCUUGGAUACCAUCAGACAUGCCCCUCAACCCCUAUGUAAGACCCCCCAAGCACAGAACUCAGAUCCUGCCUCAACGCUUUCCAGCGAAUCAGAUGAGCCACUCAGUGUCAGUCCCUCCUCCCCCGGCGGACUCCUGGGGCAGUCUAAACCCCCCUCCUCCUCUGACGCACUGAGACCAAAGGACCCCCCUCCUCCACUCCCCUACCCGGAAAAGACCCGUGGGCUCCCUGAGGGCCCCCCCUCCAAGAGGACCUCGUCAUCCAGCCUGCUGAAUAGCCUGCGGCCCCCCAUGCAGCCUAAAGACGCUCCCCCCAGCCUGAACGGCCGGACCAAGCCCUGGGAGAGCUUUACUGCUGAAGAGUUUGCCCAGCAGUUCCACGAGUCUGUCCUCCAGUCCACACAGAAGGCCCUGCAGAAGCACAAAGGUGGAGCCACAGUGAUCUCAGUGCCCUCUCACCUCCAGGACUCCUCCGUGCACUACAACAUUCCAGAGCUGCAGAGCACCCCCAGCCGGCCGCCCCCGCCACACACACACCCUCACACACACCCGCACGCACACUCCAUCCAACACCCGCACUCACACCCGCACCCCCAGCCCAAUGGGCAGCACUGCCCCCCGCACCCCCACCGAGAGCCCCCAGGAGCGAGGGAGGAGCAGUCUGCACCAGAGGACUCAGAAGAAGACGAGGAAGAGGAGGAAGAGGAGGCCCCAGUACCCAGGUGGCAGGGGAUUGAAGCGAUCUUUGAAGCCUAUCAGGAAUACAUUGAAGAGCAAGGUGUGGAGCGCCAGGUGCUGCAGAGCCAGUGUCGGAGACUGGAGAACCAGCACUACAACCUGAGCCUGACAGCAGAGCAGCUCUCCCACAGCAUGGGGGAGUUGAUGUCUCAGAGACAGAAGUUGGCGGUGGAGAGGGAGAAGUUACAGGCCGAGUUGGAGCACUUCAGGAAGUGUCUGACGCUGCCGCAGCCCCACUGGGCCAGGGGAGGGCACUACAAGGGUUACCCCCCCAGGUGACAGCUCCACAGGAGAGAGGGAUGGAUUCAUGGAUUCAUUGAUAGAUGGAUGGGGCUGCCGCCAGCCUGCCAGGGACGGUGCCACCAGCCAGUGGUCUGUGCUAACCCUGGGGUCAGAGGGAGCAACGGGCACGUCACACACGGGGCAAAGCUCUAGGACGGCAUGGUCAACACACACACAAACAUACAGAAGAACACACUCACACCAUUCUCUUCAGCAGGCACCAGUUACUCUCUUACAUUGCAGUCCCAGCCCCAUCCUGGGCUCACCUCACAGCCACGCCCACACAGACAAUCCUGCAACCGGAGAGCAGCUCAGCCCUAGAAUGGGUGUGGUCACGUGACAGAGCGCCAUCUACCACCAAUCCAAUGCCCUACCUCUGGCCAAUCGGACAGGACUGAACCUCCCAGCAUCUCUCCUGGCGGCAGGUCAGGCCAGCUUUCAAACUUGAAAUGCACUUAAAGAGAAAGACCUGAAGAACUACCUGGUGGUACUGUGUUACGACAAAGAACUGUUCAAAUUAGGGAAGAACUUACAAAAUGCACAUUUUGGAAUGAAUAAAGGAAAUGUUUUAUUUCGAGAUGAGAAUAAGAAUUUAAAAGGUGCUUCAGCCUUGUAUUGUAAAUAAUAUUAAGACUAAAAAUAAUUUUGUAUGUUUUUAUUACUUUAAUCAUUGUUCUAUUAAGAAGAAGAAAAUAAGCCUGUCAUUUUUUUAUAUGUUCAUGCUUUUUUGGUUGAAACAGAAAGCUUUGCUUUUAGUGUUUGUUCUGCUGCUGUUCAGGACUGCCCUGUUCGGGGGUGUAGAUUGAAGGAGAAAAGGAGAGAGAGAACAUGCUCCAUUCCUCUCCUCUCCCCCUUUGACCCAGCCAUGUGUUCUGCCAUAGCAGCAGCCUGAGCUCCAGCCACAGCCCUCCCUCCCCUGGCCUCCAGGCCCCGUAAGGCUCACUGAGAUGGGGGUAAGACCUAACUCCAGGCCCCACAGGCCUCCCAGAUCCAUGCACUCCGCCAGAACACCAGCCCCACACAGAACCCCUCCUGUCAGGAACAGCAUGUUUUACCACUCUCCCUGUGUGAGUAGUUACCCAUGGGAAAGAGUGAGUGACAGCUACAGUUACAAUGUCAUCCUUUACUUUCUCUCUCUCCUUUUCCCCCCUUCAGCUCUAGUCCAGGGAUGAGCCCUUAGUAGAACUGUUAACUGAUAACUAGACCCGUCUCUCUGGACCUUAUCAUUAAGCACGAGGGGCACAACACACAUUAUGAUGAGACAUUCAUAUCACUGAACCCACAGAGAGGAGGGAACAAUGCAGACAAUACCACGUCAAGAUUCUUCUCCUUUGUGUUUGCCAUAAAAGGAAAUAGUGCCAAAAAGUAGCCCUCCCUCGCACAAAAUAUCAUGCGACUUUUUUAAACCUCCAAAUAGAGUAAUUAAACUAACUCCCUGAAUUUAAAUGACCAUCCCACUUCUAAACAUAUUAUAUUACUACAUUGAUCCCACUUAUCAUAAUGUCAAAUCCCUUGCCAACAAUUGGUUAAUGGACAAUUGUUUUUCACUUGAGGGCCUUCAAAUCCAAAGUCAAUGAAAGGUUCUCUUUUGCCAAGUAUAUGAAUCCUUGUCCUGCUCUGCACUGUGCAUCUAUAGUGUGUGUUUUCAUGCCUACAUCAGUCCACCUUGCUGCUGGCCAUAGCUGUCUCCUGUGCCUCAGUACCCCUGUUCCCCAGUCUCUCUAUUCCCCUACCUUCCUUCUGUGGGAGUGUCUGGCCUUUUAGCCUUGCAGGAGGACCUCCGGCAGCAUAGAUCGCAAUGCAGCGUGGGUAUUGUAGUGCUGUCAGUCAGAGUUGACAAGGCUGAGUAUGUAGUCCUAAACGGGUUCUGUUUGAACUCCAGUCUGAUGCUGUGGAUGUGAGAUGGCAGGGAGGGGAGGGUGGCUGCAGGUCUGGUCCCUACAUCCCUCUUUGUUCCACUCCUGGUGAGCUCUCAAAGGAACACCCAGUUAGGGAGGCGGAACCAUGUUUACAGACCAGAGCAGAGCUACGAUAGGAGCACCACUUGUCAAUCAGACAGCAAGCGCUACCACUGAGUUAAGCAGCCAAUGAGUUAGCGGGAGGACGUUAGGCCCUUCCCCAGAGCCUCCUUACUCUACCACGCACGCACACGCAAUAGCCCCCUUACUCUAUGGAGGAUGUCUAGACUCUAGAUGCUGUGAAACUCUGAUUUUAAAAUGUACUUGUUUGAAUUAAUUGUAAUGUAAUAUAUUAUUUGUUGAAUGUAGUAAUUAGGUAUUUAUGAAUAUAUUGCUGUAAUUUCAGACAAAAAAAUAAAAGAAAAUA